GGGACAAGAAAAAGCAAUUAAUGUCGUCAUUUUUCCAGCUCUGUUGCUGAUGGCAUGGCAAUGGAGGAGUUACGAGUCGAAAUCCUAAACCAACUCUUCUGCAGAAACUGAGUAACAAAGUCAUCGUCAUCCCUCUGCCCCGACCCAUCACCAUUCAAUCCUCCGACCCCUCUACUUCCCCGCCCACCCAACCCCCCUUUCCAUCUCCGGAGCAAGCUUACAUGCCAUAGAGGAACCAGCGCCAAAUCUAUUCCGUCGACCCAUAUAGAAGAAGGUACAGCUCGGGGCGGCUUAGUUUGAGGGAGAGGGACAUGGAUUUGCUGCCGGUGGAGACUCCACGGAUCGCCAAGAAACAUGGGUUCAGGUCGCUGAAGCUGGUGAAUGUGGACAUGGAUGAUCCCCUUGGGGACGAGCCCUUUGGGACCGACUGCGGGAGGCUCGACAACGGUCUCUCCUACUAUGUCCGCCGCAAUUCCAAGCCCCGGAUGAGGGCCGCCCUCGCCCUCGUCGUCAAAGCUGGCUCAGUUUUGGAAGAGGAUGAUGAACUCGGAGUUGCUCACAUAGUUGAGCAUCUGGCGUUCAGUGCCACUAAGAAAUACACAAAUCAUGAUAUUGUCAAAUUUCUAGAAAGUGUUGGGGCUGAAUUUGGGGCUUGCCAAAAUGCCUUGACAGCCGCUGAUGAGACCAUAUACGAGUUGUUUGUUCCUGUUGACAAGCCUGAAUUGUUGUCUCGGGCCAUCUCAAUUUUGGCCGAAUUCAGUACCGAGAUUCGGGUCUCGAAAGAAGAUUUGGAUAAAGAACGAGGAGCUGUCUUAGAAGAAUAUAGAGGGAACCGAAAUGCAACUGGAAGGAUGCAGGAUGCACACUGGGUUCUUCUGAUGGAAGGGUCAAAGUAUGCUGAGCGCCUGCCAAUUGGAACAGAAAAGGUUAUUCGGACAGUUUCAUCUGAGACAGUGAAGGGAUUCUAUCAGAAGUGGUAUAGUUUACACAAUAUGGCAGUAGUAGCUGUUGGAGACUUCCCUGACACAAAGAGUGUUGUUGAGCUGAUACAGGAGCAUUUUGGGCAUAAAGUUGACUCAUUUGAACACCCACCACUUCCAGCCUUUACAGUUCCAUCUCAUGAGGAACCACGUUUUUCCUAUUUUGUUGAACGUGAAGCUGCCGGGAGUGCCGUAAUGAUCAGCUACAAAAUGCCUGUGGACGAGUUGAAAACUGUGAAGGAUUACCGGGACUUGCUUGCUGAAUCCAUGUUCCUUCAGGCUCUAAAUCAGCGAUUUUUUAAACUGUCUCGUCGGAAAGAUCCACCUUAUUUCUCAUGCUCAGCUGCUGCUGAUGUUUUAGUCCGUCCUUUGAAGGCAUAUGUCAUGACUUCGUCAUGCAAAGAAAGGGGGACUGUGGAGGCCUUAGAAUCAAUGCUCAUGGAGGUUGCAAGGGUGAGGUUGUAUGGCUUUACUGAUCGAGAGAUAUCUGUUGUUCGAGCUUUGCUGAUGUCGGAGAUUGAAUCUGCCUAUUUAGAGCGUGAACAAACACAAUCGACCAGCUUGCGGGAUGAAUUAAUACAACACUUCCUACGCGAUGAGCCAGUAAUUGGGAUCGAGUAUGAGGCACAGCUUCAUAAAACUCUUUUACCUUAUAUAUCAGCAGCUGAAGUUGCAAAAUUUGCAGAAAAGUUGAAAAUAUCGAGCAGUUGUGUGAUAAAGGCAAUUGAGCCACGGGCUUCUGCGAAGGUUGAUGAUCUGAAAGAUGUUGCAUCAAAGGUCAAUUCUCUAGAGGAUGCAAGAAGCAUUACUCCCUGGGCUGAGGAACAAAUCCCAGAAGAAAUCGUUUCUGUAAUGCCAGAUCCUGGGUCUAUCGUUCAGCAAGUUGAAAAUACAAAUGUUGGAGCCACGGAAUUGAAUUUAUCAAAUGGAAUGCGGGUUUGUUACAAGUGUACGGACUUCCUUGACGACCAGGUUCUCUUUACUGGUUUUUCAUAUGGAGGCCUCUCGGAAAUACCUGAGGAAGACUACUAUUCAUGCUCAAUGGCAGCAACAAUUGCUGGAGAAAUUGGUGUUUAUGGUUACAGACCGUCGGUGCUAAUGGAUAUGCUGGCUGGAAAGAGAGCAGAAGUAGGUACCAAAAUUGGAGCAUACAUGAGAACUUUUGCAGGAGAUUGUUCCCCUACAGACCUCGAGACUGCUUUGCAGCUCGUCUACCAACUAUUUACCACAAAUGUAGCACCAGGAGAGGAAGAUGUCAAGAUUGUUAUGCAGAUGGCCGAAGAAGCAGUUCGUGCACAAGAAAGAGAUCCUUAUACUGCAUUUGCCAAUCGUGUGAGGGAGCUCAACUAUGGGAACUCCUAUUUCUUCAGGCCCAUAAAGAUGACUGAUCUCCGAAGAGUGGACCCACUAAGAGCUUGCGAGUAUUUCAAUAGUUGUUUUAAGGAUCCAUCAACCUUUACUGUUGUGAUCGUGGGGAGUAUUAAUCCCAGUAUUGCUGUUCCUUUGAUCUUGCAAUAUUUGGGAGGUAUACCAAAGCCUUCUGAACCUAUAUUACGAUAUAACCGUGAUGACCUCAAGGGCUUGCCAUUCACUUUUCCUACAAGAACUACAAGAGAAGUAGUCCAUAGUCCUAUGGUGGAAGAGCAAUGUUCCGUGCAAAUUUGCUUUCCCGUGGAAUUGAAGAAUGGAAAUAUGGUGGAAGAGAUUCAUUAUGUUGGGUUUCUGAGCAAGCUUCUCGAAACAAAACUACUGCAGACGCUUCGUUUCAAGCAUGGACAGAUCUACUCUGCUGGUGUUUCUGUAUUCCUGGGUGGUAACAGACCUUCUAGAACUGGUGAUAUUCGUGGUGAUAUCAGCGUCAACUUUUCUUGUGAUCCUGAAAUUUCCUCAAAGCUGGUUGAUGUUGCUUUGGACGAGAUACAACGCCUUCAGGAGGAAGGCCCUUCAGAUCAGGAUGUAUCAUCCAUCCUCGAGAUAGAGCAAAGAGCUCAUGAAAAUGGAUCGCAGGAGAAUUACUUUUGGCAGGACAGGAUCUUGCGGAGUUACCAAUCAAGAGUGUAUUCUGGUGAUUUGGGCUCUUCUUUUCAGUAUCAAGACGAAGGCCGCACCAAAGUUAGAGAAUCUCUGACACCAUCCACUGGUCAGGCCGCGCUUCAGAGAAUAUUGCCUUUCCCAUGUAAGAAGCAGUACACGGUGGUGGUCCUGCUGCCCCAGAAGUCUCGCUUCAGGAUAUUGGAACCAUUGUUCCGUUUUGCUCGGACCAAAUACUCCCAUGAGGCAAAGAUCUUGGCAGGCAUGGCUAGUGUGGCAGUCCUAGCUUUCGGCGUGUGGAGAUACUCUCGGAAUGCCCGGAAAUCAUAGAAGACCAGUCGCGAGCUCCACAUGAGCUAAAAGAAUUGAAGCUUUUACUGUAAAAUUGAAGUACAAUACGGCAGUUCACUGACACAGAUCAUCAUCGACAAUUCCUUGAAUUUAUGGAGGAUUGGAAGACUUAUCUCGUGCUGGAGAAACUAUAGGUGUACAUCAUGAGAUCUAUUCGAAUGUACGGUUUAUUGUUUGAUCAGUUAAUUAGUGUUGUAACCUCGAUCACAUUUUCAGUUACAAUCUUGACAUAUAUAUAUAUAUGAAAAGCUUACUGAGGACAAGGAAAUUAAUGAAAUUAGAAGUACUUUUAGGAAA
This is a messenger RNA of Punica granatum (pomegranate), 3659 nucleotides long. The record is from RefSeq and is a predicted model, not a curated record. Lineage: Eukaryota; Viridiplantae; Streptophyta; Magnoliopsida; Myrtales; Lythraceae.